Alosa alosa (allis shad) is the source of this 1481-nucleotide messenger RNA. RefSeq names its product DnaJ heat shock protein family (Hsp40) member B9a (gene dnajb9a). The record is from RefSeq and is a predicted model, not a curated record. Bases 117 to 761 code for a protein of 214 amino acids. Gene Ontology annotation, cellular component: endoplasmic reticulum. The transcript has 3 exons. Gene Ontology annotation, molecular function: protein-folding chaperone binding; misfolded protein binding. NCBI's taxonomy places the organism in Eukaryota, Metazoa, Chordata, Actinopteri, Clupeiformes, Clupeidae.
CGGCUUGUAGAAUGUCAGUCGGUCACACAAGCUAGCCAGUUAGUAAGCUAGACAAUUUGUACCAAUAUUCUGACCAUUUCCCUCAACGGUGUAACCUUACAGGAGAAGCAGACACCAUGGCCACAGCACAAUCGGCAGUGAUGUUUGCAGUAUGCAUCUUAAUGAUAACAGAGCUUAUCCUGGCCAGAAAAGACUACUAUGACAUUCUUGGUGUGCCUAAAGAUGCUACUGAACGCCAGAUAAAAAAGGCAUUUCACAGGUUGGCUAUGAAGCUCCACCCUGACAAGAAUAAAAGCCCUGAUGCUGAAACAAAGUUCAGGGAAAUCGCUGAGGCCUAUGAAACGCUGUCUGAUGAGAAGAGGAGGCAGGAGUAUGACCAGAUGGGGCACAGUGCUUUCUUCAGGGAAGCUACAGGAGGGGGGCAAAACUUCCAUCGCACAUUUGACUUUGACGACAUGUUCCGGGACUUUGACCUGUAUGCCCAAAACCGGCAUGCCCACCACAGGCGGCACUUUGAGGACCACCUGCGCGCCCACCAGCAGGCGCAGGGCCAAGGGCGCCACAAGCGCCACUUCCAGGGAGGCUUCGGGGCCGGCCUCUUUGAUGACAUGUUCGAUGACAUGGAGAAGAUGUUCACCUUUGACAGACAGUCCAAGCGGACUGAGAGCCAGUUCCAGGGCUCAACCAAACAACAGUGUAGGACAGUGACGCAACGCCGAGGAAAUAUGGUGACCACAUACACAGACUGCAGUGGGUCCUGAUGGAAUGGGAGCAAACACCUGCUUUCCUGGAGUUAAACUCUUUGUGGGGGAGGUCUUUGGAGGUUCUUUAGCUUUGCUGCUGUGAAAGAGAGUGAACUUAAUAGUUCUUUGUAGUAGAAGUAUAAGCUGCCUAACAAGGUUGGAGGAGAACUUGGUCAUGGUGCAUUUAUGGUAGUCAUGUUUUUGUCUGGAACUUAGCUGGACAGAUAAUGUAGGGUUCUGCAAGUUCUUUCGACCCUUUAUACAGGGGACUGCACAGAUGGUCAGUGAAAAGAACAUUUGUUUACAAUGUGUCUCAAAAUAUAGGGACAGUAUGAGAUGGCACUCCUGUUUGUCCUGUAUCACCUGUUUGUCAAGAGAGAGAGUUCCAGACCUAAGCACACUUCACUGACAACACUGGUCUGGCGUCUCGGUAAACCAGUCACAACCUAGUGAACCUCAAUUUUGACCCAACCUAGCUGAAUCUUACAAUAGUAUUGUUCCUUCUGUAGCUCAGAAGGAAAUCUUGGAAAUCUCAAAUUAGACCAAAACUUUAGUGUCACCUACAUGGUGUUGUGAAAUGAAUGUCUUGCCAGCUAUUUAUACAUUAUUUUCAAUUUCCAAAAUAAUUGAACUGACUUUUUUUAUAUAAUUUACUGACCGACGUUUGAGUUGUUCCAGGAUCACAUGCACAUAUUUUACGAAGUGGAGCAGUUAUAUUUCAUUUGUUAUAUAUGUUAU